AUGGUGGAUGUUUUCUACCUUGAUUGUAAUGCUGGUCAUCCUGAAAUUUUUCCUCUAGUAUUAAGUACCAAGACCCAGGAGAUAUUUAACUGCCGAAUAAAUGAAGAUAUCACAGAUGAAAAACCUUAUAAACUUAUCAAAAAAGAAGAUAUUAUCGAGGACUUGAACAACAGAGCUGCAGUAUCUGAUUUCUACCCAGUAAAAAAAGUUAUCUUGGAAUAUCCUGGACCUGAGAUUCUGCUUGUUUAUGACAAAGACUUUAAAUAUGGACUUAACUUUUAUAUCAUUGGAACUGAAGAGGGGAAAGAAAACUAUUUCAAUGCCCCAGAAGUGCCUGAAGAACAAGAAGAAUAUAAAGAAGGUGAUAUUGAAGAUAAGCAUAUUUAUAAACCACCGGUCUCUAAACCAUGGGUUUCUUUGGGCAGUGAAAAAGAAAUUGAUGAUGAAUCAGUUAAAGAAUCUAAAAGACAGAUUACAUAUAUGAUAUCUCGGAAACGAAGAGAAUUUGGAGCACCAAUUAAGUUUAGUGACUAUGAUGCUUCCAGUGUGAAAGACACCUAUAUUGAAUGCACAGCCUACCAAGAUAAAAACUUCACUGUUAAACAGCUUGAGAAAGAUGUUGCCCUGCUAGCUGUCCCCAAAGUCAGCGAUAUAAGUACUCAGACAAAAUGGACUUAUCCCAAAAAUGCUACCACCCAAUAUUAUCCAAGAGAAUUCUCAGAAGAGGAAAAAGAGACACUCAGCCAAUCAAAACCUUUAGCUGAUUUCCUUAACAACUUAAUGCUGGAGGGCCCAGAUGACAUCUUCUGCUUCAAAUUCUGCCCCAGUGACCCCAAUAUCAUUGCUGGAGGCUGCAUAAAUGGACAGAUUGUCUUGUGGGAUAUAACAGCACAUGCAGAUCGCAUAGAAAACAUUAAGACUGGUAGUACUAGGAGCAAAAAAAACACACUCAAGCCCAUAUUUCUCCUUGAACCAGAUAGCAAUAAAGAAGCAAUGUAUAUCAGACACUGUGCAAUCUCUUCAAUAGAAAAUGGACAUAAGAAAGUAAUUACAGAUAUACAUUGGCUGUCUGACACAUUUGAGAUUAACAGGACAGGUACUGUCUUUGAGAACCGAAAUGAAAUAUGCUGUCAACUUGUAACAUGUUCUGCAGAUUGCACAAUAUGUUUUUGGGAUCUCAGACCACAGAAAACUCUAACCCCACAGACAACAGAGAAAAAGAAGGAAGAAACUAUUGAAAUUCCUUCGGAUAUACCAUCUACUUUUUUCCACCUUGAUCUCACCUGGAAACCUUUUGCUAAGAUAAAGCUGUCUAAAGGUGAAACAAGUAUAGACCACUGCCCAAUCAAGUUAGGCCUGAAUGAAGACCAUCUUGUUUACAAAUCACAAGAGAAAUUAUUGGCCCAGGGCAAGGCAAUAAAGGCAGGAGAAUUGAGCAUAUACCAUAAUCUGGAAAUUGAGACAAACAGUUUUUUGAAGCCAAUAGAAGAGUUCUGCACAAAGUUCUUUGUGGGAACAGAGGAAGGUGAAGUGGUAUAUACAGAUUGGAAAAUGGAAAGAGAUCCUGAUACUGGAAGGCUUGCAAUAAAGAAGCCAGUUAGCCUCUGCGGUGUCCAUGAUGGAGCUGUUAACACUAUUCUGAGAUCACCCUUUUACAAGGACAUUGUCCUGACAAUUGGGGGAUGGAAUGUGGCAAUCUGGAAAGAAGGUGUUAUGUUUGGACCCCUAUUUAAGUCAUGCUGUGCACCAAAAAAAUACACCUCAGGGCACUGGUCCCUGACAAGGCCUGGAGUUUUCUUUAUUGGCAGAGAAGAUGGCUUUAUUGAUAUCUGGGACCUUCUGGAGAAAACUCAUGAGCCAGCCCUGUCACAAAAUAUCUGCGUAACAAUGAUCACCUACGUCAAACCCUGGACCCUCUCUGCAAAGCAGCAAUUUAUAGCCAUAGCUGAUUAUUAUGGAACACUACAUAUAUUAGAAAUUCCUUGGACAUUGAGUCACCCGUCCACCAAUGAGGUAGCAAGUGUUAGCUACUACUUUGAAAGAGAAGUCAAGCACUUGGAAUAUGUGGAGGAGCGUAAGAAAAUACGCAAGCAAGAAAAGCAACAAAUGGAGAUGGAAAUGGAGGAGGAUAAAAACAAAACAUAUAAGAAGUCAAAAGAACAAGUAGAGGCUGAUUUGAAACUGGACUACGACAGUUAUUUGGAACUGGAGAAGAACAUCCUUGUCAAUCUUGGGCUAAUCAAAGCGAUAGAGCCAUUGUCAUACAUGGAGAGUAUGUAG
This is a messenger RNA of Elephantulus edwardii (Cape elephant shrew), 2280 nucleotides long. RefSeq names its product WD repeat domain 63 (gene DNAI3). Lineage: Eukaryota; Metazoa; Chordata; Mammalia; Macroscelidea; Macroscelididae. The record is from RefSeq and is a predicted model, not a curated record. Gene Ontology annotation, cellular component: inner dynein arm. The transcript is spliced from 19 exons. Gene Ontology annotation, molecular function: dynein heavy chain binding; dynein light chain binding. Gene Ontology annotation, biological process: cilium movement involved in cell motility; inner dynein arm assembly. The coding region runs from base 1 to 2280 and encodes 759 amino acids.